AAAGGCAAGUCUCACCAACGUCAGAACACACACUCCGCUUUGUUGCGUUAACCUAGGGCGCACAACUAUUUCAAAACGAUGGACAGAAGCAGCAUCUCCGCUGGCGCACAGACCGCCUCCGUCCCUGCUCCGCACCAGCACAGCUGUCCCACCAUGGAUGGGUCUCAUUUUCAUGGGAAGGUGGAUGGACAGUGUGCCGGGUCCUCUAAAGUCUUGCUUGCUUACAAAAACGCGUCGCAGCAUCUGAGUUCCUCAGGGAUAAAAGCAGGCUUGGGGAUACUUAAACUCGCCACGUCUCAGUGGAAACAGGAGAAGAAGACGCGGUCAGGGUCCACCAUGAGGCAACUGUCCUCUUCAAACAGCAGCCAUCCCCUCAAAAGAUCUCCCCUGGAUCAGCUAGCAGCUCUGGUUCUUCACGGUCAAACCCGCCAGCGCCAGAUUAGCCAAGAGCACCGACAAGACUCUGUUUCCUGCACUAAGCCGCAGAACUGUAAGCGCAUCGUGGUUCUUGGUGCGCCACGGGUAGGAAAGUCCUCCAUCCUGAGAAGAUACCUUCGCGACGGAUUUGUAGAGGACUAUAACCCAACCUCCGAGGAUUUCCUCAGGAAACUCUUUCGUAUCCGAGGAGAGACCUACCAAAUCGACAUCCUGGAUGCGUCGAGGGAGAGGGAUUUUCCAGCCAAACGGCGGCUGUCCAUCCUCACUGGAGACAUAUUUCUUCUUGUCUUCAGUCUGGAUGACCGGAGCUCUUUCGAUGAGGUGUGCGCACUGCGAACGGAGAUUCUGGCUGCAAAAUCCAAACUCACCAAAUCCUCUGCACCAGAGCAGUGCGCACAGCUGCAAGUUCCCCUCGUGAUUUGCGCCAACAAAGUGGAUCUCCUGGAGUCUGAGAGAGAAAUAUCCAAGGCAGAAGUGCUUCAAGCUGUCGGUGAAGACUGCGCCUACUUUGAAACAUCUGCAAAGGACAGCACAAAUCUCGAGAAAGUCUUCGAAUCUUUGGCAAAGCGAGGUGGACUCCCGGCUGAAACUGGCCCGUCUCAGCACCGCAAACUCUCCCUCAGGUCGUAUCAGGCAAUGCGCACGGGCCGUGUGCAGGGGGGAAGGGGGAACCGGAACCUGGGAGGCGAAGAUGCAUGCGGUGCCUUGUACCCACUGGCCCGGCGGCCGAGUUUUAGCACAGAUCUGCGGCAGGUGAUUGGACCACAUACGGCGAGGAAGGCCGGCAAAGGACUGGACAAAUGUCAAAUUCAGUGAGAGACAGUGAGAGCACGAGGCCAAGUGUUACAGAGCGAAUUAAACAAUAAAAGCACUGACUUUAUUCAGAUGCAUUCAGGUUGUCUAAUUACAUGAACCUUGAGAUUUUUUAAAAAUAAAAUAUUUUGAUAGAAAAA
Messenger RNA from Notolabrus celidotus (New Zealand spotty), 1391 nucleotides. RefSeq names its product GTP-binding protein Rhes (gene rasd2b). Gene Ontology annotation, molecular function: GTPase activity; GTP binding. The transcript has 2 exons. NCBI's taxonomy places the organism in Eukaryota, Metazoa, Chordata, Actinopteri, Labriformes, Labridae. The record is from RefSeq and is a predicted model, not a curated record. The coding region runs from base 79 to 1254 and encodes 391 amino acids.